AUGCGUUUGCUGGUGACAGCGGGAGAUGUCCGGACAAUUAAAGACCAAAAUUGGCUGAACGAUGUGAUUAUGUCCUAUUACAUCCGAGUGCACCUCCCGCAACACGUCCGAACGUUUGUCAUGGAUGCAAACGUAUUUGGACACAUCUACAGCGAGUUCGUUCAAGUGGAGCGAAAAAUUGGACUUGCGCACGAGCGCUGUUGCGGUAUCACCGCAACAUUUCCGUACGAGAAGUACAAUCACGUGGUUUUACCUAUAUGCAUGGGCAAUCACUGGACUUUGCCAUUGGGCAAAACCCUCUGCGAAGCACCAGCGUUCGUCGUGAGAGGAGUCCGAACAAGCCCGGCACAGAUAAACCACGAUGACUGCGGAGUAUUUGUUCUAUACUUCAUCAAGCGCACGGUCGAGGCAUUUCAAACCGGGAAUACGCUUCUCUUAAGCGAUAUCAAGAAGAUAUGCACAAGUCCAAGGUCCGUGCGCUUCAACGCAAAACUGAUGCGGAAGCAGCCUGACACAAACGCACGCGACGGCUCACUGGAAUACGGGUCUCGGUUAAUUCAAUACAUGUAUUACACGUAUACAUAA
Molecule: messenger RNA, 585 nt
Organism: Phytophthora sojae
Lineage: Eukaryota; Oomycota; Peronosporomycetes; Peronosporales; Peronosporaceae
Exons: 2
Coding region: 1-585 (194 amino acids)
Biological process (GO): proteolysis
Molecular function (GO): cysteine-type peptidase activity
Source: RefSeq, a predicted model, not a curated record